This is a messenger RNA of Australozyma saopauloensis, 1080 nucleotides long. RefSeq names its product putative lipase. The transcript has a single exon. NCBI's taxonomy places the organism in Eukaryota, Fungi, Ascomycota, Pichiomycetes, Serinales, Metschnikowiaceae. The record is from RefSeq and is a predicted model, not a curated record. Gene Ontology annotation, biological process: lipid metabolic process. Bases 1 to 1080 code for a protein of 359 amino acids.
AUGUGUAGACAAAGUUCCGGUUCUAUGAUAGUUCUAUUUACUUCAAUUUUGGAACCGAGAAUGCUUUAUUGGUGGCUAUUAUUAUUUUCUUUGGCUGUCCAGGCUAAUUGGGACCAGAACAAUUCUGACAAAGCAGUCUUAGGAACUGACGAAGACACCCCUGAUCAGGACUAUUUUGAACUUAUAAAAUAUGCCCACCUAUCUUCAGUUGCAUAUUGUGCUCCUUUGGGGUUAGAAACAGGUACCAUAGGUAGCCAAGGUGAUAAAUGUCCUUCGCCAUCUUGCAGUCACGAGCAUAUUAAAGAUAUAGAUAUCGUGACGAGAUUCAAUUUUGAUAAUUUCCUUGAUGUUGGCAAUGGUUUCAUAGCAUUAGAUCCAGAGGAAGACUUCAUUUACGUUGUCGUCAAGGGCACCUCUUCAAGUACCGAUUGGAUCAACAACUUGGAUCUUGUCAAUACCGAAUAUCAACCACAGGCAAUCUUAGAUCCUAGAUAUGAUGUAUCUGGCAUAUGCUGCACUGAUUGUCGAGUGCACAGGGGCUUUGCAUCAUUCAUAAAAACGAAUGGCUAUGAGGUAAUAAAGAUGAUUUUGGAACAAAAGAAAAAAUACCCUCACCGAGAAAUUAAGAUCGCAGGCCAUUCACUUGGAGCUGCUUUGGGGCUUUUGAUUGGAAUAGAGCUUCGUCUUUUGGGAUACGAAGCAUUGGUUGUUACUUUGGGUAGUCCAAAGAUCGGGAAUCCGCAGUUUACCAAGUUUGUGGACGACCUAUUUGAAACUGACAAUGUAGUACAGCACAUCGAAGAGUACAAGUCUUUCGAGACCUUAACCAGCGGAUACAUUCGAAUGAUUCACAAACACGAUCUCAUACCUUUCUUGCCUCCAACCAAUAAGUACACUCUUGCAGGGUAUGAAUACUACCUUGGCAUCGAAGGACUCCAACAGACACCUAUGACGGUGUAUCGGAGAGCAACAGACUAUCUUGAGGAUAAGAAGUUCGAUUAUUGGGAUACCAUCAAGAACUUCAGACGCAUAGACCAUUCAAGUUAUUUCCUUCCUGUGACAACAUGCGUUCUUGGAUGA